AUGGACUUUGAAAAAAUGCCGAGGAAGCUGUGGGAGCAUCCGGAUCCCAAAAGCACAGCCAUGUGGAAGUUUAUGCAAGCGGCAAACACCAAGUACGCCCUUGACCUGCAGGACUUCCACGCGCUGUACAAAUGGUCCUGCUCAUGCCGCAAUCAAUUCUGGUCCCUGGUGUGGGACACCGUCCCGCUGAUCUACGAGGGCUCCUAUGCGCAACCCGUUGACGAGUCCGUCCCCAUCUCCCAUCUACCUCGGUGGUUCGAGGGCGUUCGCUUGAACUGGACCGAGAACUUCCUGUGGAGCCCGUCUGCCACCGACGGCCCCGGAACGCGCACGCAGUUGAACAAGGAAGACGCCAAGGUCGCCUUGACCGAGGUGAGAGAGGGGAACACCGAGGUCAGACACCUGACCUGGGGCGAAUUGAGAGCAAGAGUGGCCGAGUUGGCAACGGCCCUCAAGGAGAGAGGGGUUGAGAAAGGCGACAGGGUCGUCCUCGUUGGUGCGCAUUCGGCAUCGACAUUGGUCGUAUUCCUGGCCGCUGCUUGGCUGGGAGCUCUGUUCAGCAGCAGUUCCACCGACAUGGGAGUCGGGGGAUUGCUGCAAAGAACGGUGCAAAUCGAUCCAAAGUUUGUUUUCUUCGAUGACGCCGCUCUUUACAACGGUAAAACCGUUGAUCUUCGCCACAAGAUACGAGGCGUCGUCGAGGGCCUCGCAGCCUGUCCAUCCUUCAGCAAGGCCAUCAUCAUCACGCGGUUCAGAGAACCAUACGAUACGGGCGCCAUCCCAAAGACGGAGCGCCUGCAAGACUUUGUCCUCUCCAAGGGCAACAAGCAACCGCCUCCCAUGGUCCGAGUCGACUUUCAGGACCCCGCGAUGGUCUUCUACUCUUCCGGCACGACGGGCAUUCCCAAGGCCAUUGUUCACGCCGUCGGACCUCUUCUGAUCAGUGUCGGAAAGGAAAGCCUCUUGCACGGCUGCGUCACGCCAGCCGACGUCAGUCUUCAGUUCACCACCACCGGUUGGGUCAUGUAUCUCGCCAGCGUGUGCCACCUCAUACUGGGGGCCAGGGCGGUGCUGUACGACGGAUCGCCCUUCAUCCCCGACGCCACAGCCUUGCUAAAGAUUUCAGAGCAGCAGCGAGUCACAAGCUUGGGCAUAAGCCCUCGGUGGAUGGCGGAGCUGAUGGCGAGGAACAUUGCGCCGAAGAAGGUGGCUGACUUGACCAGGUUGAGAAAGGUUGUCAGCACGGGCAUGGUGCUUCCCGAGCAAGCGUUUGAGUGGUUCUACGAUGUUGCCUUUCCCGCUCAUGUACAGCUUGCCAAUAUCUCUGGCGGCACGGAUAUAGCUGACGAGGCUCGCUUAAAACAUGCCGGCUGUUUCAUGCUCGAAAAUCCGUUGCUCCCGGUCCACGCGGGCGGCUGCGUCGCACCGUCUCUCGGCGUCCCCAUUGCCGCCUACGACCACGACCUCCCGGACGGCAGCCGAGGCGAGCCCCUUCCUCCCGGCCAGCCAGGCGACCUCGUGGCAACAGCCGCGUUCCCCAACGUGCCCGUCCUCUUGUGGAACGACGACCUCCCCGCCCCCGGGAAGAAGUAUCGCGGCGCCUACUUUGACCGCUUCAGGGACGUCUGGGCACACGGCGACUUUUUCGUCACCCACCCCAAGACCGGCGGUCUGUAUCUGCUCGGCCGGUCAGACGGCGUCCUCAACCCGAGCGGCAUCCGGUUCGGGAGCUCCGACAUCUACGCCGUCAUGGAGAGGUGCUUCCCCGCACAGGUGGCGGAGAGCUUGUGCGUCGGCCAGCGCCGGCCGAAGGACUUGGACGAGCGCGUGGUGCUCUUCCUGGUCAUGAAGCCCGGCAGCAGGCUGGACAAGGCCAUGGCGAACAAGGUCAAGGACACGAUUGCCAGGGAGCUGACGAAAAGACACGUCCCCAGAUACGUGUUUGAGAUUGCCGAGAUUCCCGUCACGGUGAAUGGGAAAAAGGUCGAGCUGCCGGUCAAGAGCAUCAUUUCGGGCAAGACAGUGAAGCCAAGCGGAACGUUGCUGAACCCGGAGUGUCUGGAGGCAUUUUACAAGUUCCAGAAGAUGGAGGAGCUGGAGGAGCCGCAGGCCAGGCUGUAG
Messenger RNA from Ustilaginoidea virens, 2121 nucleotides. RefSeq lists its product as uncharacterized. Gene Ontology annotation, cellular component: cytosol. NCBI's taxonomy places the organism in Eukaryota, Fungi, Ascomycota, Sordariomycetes, Hypocreales, Clavicipitaceae. The record is from RefSeq and is a predicted model, not a curated record. The transcript is spliced from 4 exons. Gene Ontology annotation, biological process: lipid metabolic process. The coding region runs from base 1 to 2121 and encodes 706 amino acids. Gene Ontology annotation, molecular function: acetoacetate-CoA ligase activity.